Molecule: messenger RNA, 371 nt
Organism: Microplitis demolitor
Lineage: Eukaryota; Metazoa; Arthropoda; Insecta; Hymenoptera; Braconidae
Exons: 4
Coding region: 1-345 (114 amino acids)
Source: RefSeq, a predicted model, not a curated record
AUGAAUGAAUCAUUGGUUGAUUUAUCGGAAAAUCAAAUUAAUAGCCAAAUUGUCGAGUUUUAUAGAAACCUACAGGAAAAUGAUGAAUACCCUACAGGGAAAAAGAUCUUCAAGGUGUUUGUUGAAAGAACAUCAAUUAAAUUACAGGUCAAUAAUAUCCUAGAAUCCAAUCAUGAUGAAGUGUCAAAUCUAAAAAGGAAGCGUGAGGAUGUUCAGGACGAUAGGAACCAUGGAAACACAAUUUUCAUUCGAUGGAAGGACAUAAAGGUGGCCGACUACACACAUUCAAUAGAAAUGAAACAGAAUGAAGAAAAAAACAAUCACGAAGACAUUAAACAAGAUUAAUAAAGAAAAAUUAAAAAAAAUAGUAA